AAAAAGAAAAUUAAAAAAAUUGAGACUUUGAGAGAAAGAGUGAAGAAGAGAGGCGUAAAAGGAGAGUCUUUUCGUAUUUUCGUUGAUUGGUUUCUUUGUUAUCCAGUCUUCUUCGAUUCCUUCCCCCUUCCCUCCAACACGUUGUCACUGUUUCUCUUUCCCCAGAUCUCUCCCGGGUUUCCUGCGAUUUCUCGGCGGUUUUCCGUUUCUGAGCCCUAAACGCCGAUUCUACAACUAUUUGUCAUAAUUCAUCUCUUAAUAUUUUUUUGUCGGGACAUAUUAAUUCAAAUCCCAUAUUCAAAACAAAAAGUUUUGUUUUCUCUGUAAAUUGGUUGGAUUAAUUUGUUUGUAAUUAGUAGCAACUAGGAAAUCAUUUGUUAAAGUGGAUUCAAGUUCGACCUGUAAAUUGAUCGUAGUUUGAAUUUGGGCUCUCCGGUGUUGAAACAAGGAAACAAAUUCGGAGCAUUAUUCCUUCUAUUUGUUUCCACAAAACCAGUUUUCAGCUUCGUCUUAGCUUCUUGUUUUUAUCAAAAGAGGGAAAAAUUGGAGGUGCAACACGACGAAGAUUCAAAACGAAUUUUGUCUUGCUUGGAGUGUUGAACUUUGGGGGUUAAUUGAUAUUUGUAUCUUUUCGCCGAGUUGAAGGUCUCAGAGAUGGAGACAGUUGUGACAUGAGAUAUUGUGAGUUGGUGAUGUAAUUUUCUUCACGGUGGCUUAAAAAAGGAAUAGCCUGGGUUAUGAUCGAAGUUGUAUUUGAAGAAUCGGUGAUUGUUCUGCUUUAGUCAGCUUCUAUUUUUCACUUAUUUGGUUCUGGGAAUGAGGAAAGAUGACCAGAAACUACAUCAGGGAGGUGCAAUGCCUCGGUCAGGACGAACCAAUGGAUUAAUUCCGAGCUCAUUCCGUGCUCUUUCAAGCUACCUGAGGGUCGUUUCCUCUGGUGCUUCCACCGUUGCGCGGUCCGCAGCAUCGGUUGCUUCUUCGAUUCUUGAUAGGGAUAAUGACGCUGACCAGGAUCAGGUUAUCUGGGCUGGGUAUGACAAGUUAGAGGCGGAGGGAGAUGUCAUCCGGCAAGUUCUUCUUCUAGGCUAUCGAACUGGGUUCCAGGUUUGGGAUGUUGAAGAUUCCAAAAAUGUGCGAGUCCUAGUUUCCAGACAUGAUGGUCCUGUUUCUUUUAUGCAAAUGCUAUCAAAACCAAUUGCAUCAAAGAAAUCAGAAGAUAAGUUUGCGGACAGCCGUCCACUGUUGGUUGUUUGUACUGAUGGAAUUUAUGCUGGAGGCAGUAACAAUCAGGAUGGUUUUGUCUCUCCUUGCAAUGGGAGCACUUUAAACUGCCAUGACCAAGCAAAUGGCAUUUAUCUGCCAACUACUGUUCGGUUUUAUUCUUUGAGAUCCCAAUCAUAUGUACAUGUAUUAAAGUUCAGAUCAGCUAUUUACUCUGUUAGGUGCAGUUCUCGUGUUGUUGCUGUUGCUCAAUCCACUCAGAUACACUGCUUAAAUGCCACUACAUUAGAAAGGGAAUAUACUCUGCUUACCAAUCCAAUUGUCAUGAGCUGCCCUGUUUCCGGAGGUAUAGGCUAUGGACCACUGUCAGUGGGUCCUAGAUGGCUGGCUUAUAGUGGAAGCCCGGUUGUAGUCUCAAAUUCUGGUCGUGUCAAUCCUCAACAUAUGACACCUUCUGCAAGCUUUCCUGGUUUUUCUUCGAAUGGGAGCUUGGUUGCUCACUAUGCCACCGAGUCCAGCAAGCAACUUGCUGCCGGGAUAGUCACACUUGGAGAUAUAGGGUAUAAGAAGCUUUCUAGAUAUUGCUCUGAGCAACGACCUGAUGGCAAUGAUUCUUCACCAUCUGUAAACUCCAGCUGGAAGGGCAAUGGAAUCAGUAAUGGCCAUUUGGGGGAUUUGGAAAAUAUUGGAAUGGUCAUUGUCAGAGACAUUGUCAAUAAAAGCGUUGUUGCUCAAUUCCGAGCCCACAAAGGUCCUAUUUCAGCCUUAUGCUUUGAUCCUAGCGGCACUAUUUUAGUGACUGCAUCAGUUCAGGGGCAUAAUAUUAAUGUAUUUAAGAUAAUACCUGGACACUCCGACAGUUGGGCAUCUGAUGGCAGCCCUACCUAUGUUCAUCUUUACAGGCUACAACGUGGCUUUACAAAUGCAGUAAUUCAAGAUAUCAGUUUCAGUGAUGACAGUAACUGGGUUAUGAUUAGUUCCUCAAGGGGUACUAGCCAUUUGUUUGCCAUAAAUCCUAUUGGAGGAUCUGUAAAUAUUCAGUCCUAUGAUGCGAGUUUUACAUCAAAAAAUGGUGGAUUGGCUGUUAUGAAUGACCCAGCAGUUUGGUGGCCUCCUAAUUCAAGUUUACAAAUUCCUAAACAAGGUCUGUGUGCAACUGGGCAGCCAAUCACACUUUCUGUUGUAUGCAGAAUUAGGAAUGGAAAUAACGGCUGGAGAAGCACUGUAAGUGGUGCAGCCGCUGCUGCAACAGGUAGGACAAGCUUCCGGUCUGGAGUUAUUGCUUCGUCUUUUUGUGACAGCAAAGGGAGUGCCUUGCAUGUAGAUGGGAACUAUUUUAAGACAAAAUAUCACCUGUUGGUUUUUUCAUCCACUGGUUCUAUGAUACAAUAUGCACUGGGCACAGCAAUGGGUCAAGAUUCAGUAGUUUCUGGAUUAACACAGGCACAUGAAUCUGCAUUAGAGGCUGACACAAGAUUGGUUGUUGAGGCUAUUCAGAAAUGGAAUAUAUGCCAGAGGCACAAUCGAAGAGAACGGGAAGAUAAUGUAGACAUAUAUGGUGAAAAUGGAACUUCAGAUAGCAAUAAAAUAUAUCCUGUAGAGAUGAGGGAUGACAAUAUCAAUAACCCGAAACUCAAUAAUGUAAUCAUGAAAGUGAAUUCUCAUCCUAAGGAAGAGCAACAUCAUUUGUAUUUUUCAGAAACAGAACUUCAGACCCACCAAGCGCAAACUCCAGUGUGGGCAAAGCGAGAGAUAUAUUUUCAUUCAAUGGUGAAAGAGGAAGGCAUAUUGAGUGAAGAAACUGCUUCAGAAGGGGAAAUUGAGAUUGAAAGAAUUCCAACGCAUGUAGUUGAAGCUAGGGCCAAGGACUUGGUGCCAAUUUCCGACUAUCUUCAGCCACACAAUUUCCAACAAACAAGGACUCCUACUGUAAAUAGUGAAGUAAAUGAGCCCCAUUUACAUCUGAAUUGUGGGAUUCAUGGAAAAGACACAAUUUCAGAGAGAAGUAACUCAGACUCUGCUGACUCUGACUGGAUGACAAAUUAUGGUGGUAUUGUACACAAGAUAGACGGCGAGGUUGGAAGGGCAGAGUGGAAUGAUCAUCUGGGAUCACCAGAAACUAACGGCUUUGUAAAUAAGAAUGACAAUGACAACCUUGAAGCCAAUACACGCCAUGAGGUUGUAAAUAAUAAAGAGCACUCAAACAUGGAGGCUCAACUCAUGCCUGUAAAUAGUGACAAAGAAGGCUUGAAAAUGGAGAAUCACUUUGAAGACAAUUUGAAGUAAAGGGAAUACUUUGGUUUCUGAUUUAGAUGUUUCUUACAUGGUAAGUUUCUUGAGAUGAUUGAACUGUGUUUUCUUGAAACAAUCGAUCAAGUGGAAUUGCCAAGUUGAUAAAUAGGUACUAAAAAAAGAAUGUUGCACUGGAUGUACUUUCUUCUUUGUUCUAAACUAAUGUAGAUGUUAUGCUCAGUUAAUAACAAGCUUGUCUAUUUUCUAAUUUAUUUCGCUCAGGUAUGGGAAUAUUCUUUUUAUUGCAAACGGGAAGCUUAAAUUACAGUGUUAUUAGAAAUUGUUGGAUCGGCAGAGAAACUUGAGGGUGAAGGCCUGACUGAGUACAAUGCUAAGUUAUGGAUGCUGCUAUAUGUUAGAUUUCUUCUGUCAAACUUGUACAUAACAGACAGAUCUGUAAUGUGUACAUAUAAUGGAAUUACUUUUAAUGUGUUUUGGCCACUCUUUUUUAUGCUGGGAUUGUGCAUUUGAGCUUUUCUCAUCAAUUAUUUAUGAAAAAGUCUUUGGAAUGGGGGAUCAA
This is a messenger RNA of Neltuma alba, 4033 nucleotides long. Its product is annotated as autophagy-related protein 18f. Gene Ontology annotation, biological process: autophagy; response to starvation. Lineage: Eukaryota; Viridiplantae; Streptophyta; Magnoliopsida; Fabales; Fabaceae. Gene Ontology annotation, molecular function: protein binding. The transcript is spliced from 7 exons. The record is from RefSeq and is a predicted model, not a curated record. Bases 817 to 3507 code for a protein of 896 amino acids. Gene Ontology annotation, cellular component: cytoplasm.